Molecule: messenger RNA, 1449 nt
Organism: Aspergillus luchuensis
Lineage: Eukaryota; Fungi; Ascomycota; Eurotiomycetes; Eurotiales; Aspergillaceae
Gene: SGF29
Product: SAGA-associated factor 29 family protein
Exons: 3
Coding region: 1-1449 (482 amino acids)
Cellular component (GO): SAGA complex
Source: RefSeq, a predicted model, not a curated record
AUGGAAUCUGCCAAUCACAGAGUCCCAUGGGGCGCAAAGCGCUUACCGACUAGCCGCGAAGGGAAGCUCUCCGCCCAAGGAACAGCUUCGCAGUCGAAUGCUCAGCAUGACGGGGUCCCUGAAGCUCAGGUUCCCGUGUCUCCUCCGUCCCAAUCAGUCGGGCCCAACAGGUUUUCCACCCCGGACAAUCCGUUUUCUGCAAAGCCUCAGAGUGCCUCUCCUGUUCGUCCCCACAACCUCAGACAAGGUGCUGCCCGUGGUACUCGAAGCUCUGCCCGGCAGGAUAUCCUUUCCGCCUUCGAAUGGGAGGCUCUAGCCAUCGAGAAAUCGAGAGACUCCGCCCCCGUUGCAACCUCAGCUAAAACCAGGAAUAGUCAACUAAGGGCUACUACGACUGCUGCUGCUACAGCUAGGGACCAGAGCUCACCUUCCAAGAACCCCAAGAAAAUGUCCCGGAAUCGGCCAAGAGGUCCCCCAGUCCCCAGGGACAACGGACUGGCGGCCAAUGAAGAGACUGACAUGUGGAACAAGAUCCUCCAGGACCUUCGCAAAGCGAAGGAGAAGAAUGACAAGCAGAAGACGCUGGCAGACCAGAUCGCCGCCUUGAACGAGAAGAUCGGUAAAGAGGGUGGAAGACCUUCUCUCAGCGAGCAUGAUCAGCUCGAUAGUCUCUAUCGACAAAUGUCAAAGCUGUGCGACGAUGAGAGAGCCAUUCUCCAGGAUGAGCCUAGCGAUGUUAUCAAGAACUUGGGUCUCCUGACCGCACUUCGACAGGCCUCCGAAGCGGAGGCCCCUCAAAAUCGCGCUGCUACGUUUUCUAAGUCGCGGAAGAAACGCAAUGAACUGGAUGGGUCAGCAACUGACUCGCCUGGGCCCUCCACUACUGCCUUGCCGGACAAGGUCGGUCGCACGAAAGGCGGCGUUCAGCGUAGUACCAGUGUUUCCAGCACUCAGGUCCGUGAUAGCCGAGACAUCCGCGACAGCGGUGUGUAUGUUAAAGUAGAAGAAGGCACAGAGGGUACCAAAGGUACCCUUGCAGAGCGCAGCGGACACCUGGUGGUCGGGGCGGAGGUUGUCUUCAAACACAACAAGAACAAACAAGGGGUCGAAGGCGAGGGCAUUCAAUGCAUUAUCAAGGGGAUCUCUGGGGAUGGAGUGAAAAAACGGUAUGACGUGCAGGACCCGGAGCCAAACGAGAAUGGUGAACAGGGAGCUGUUUACAAAACCACUGCCGCAUCUCUGAUUCCCAUUCCCCAGAUGGGGUCAGCCUUGCCCUCAUUCUCAGUAGGGAAGCAAGUGUUGGCGAGAUAUCCAGAUACGACCACGUUCUAUCGUGCGGAAGUCAUGGGUUCCAAGAAGGAUGUCUACCGCCUGAAGUUUGAGGGCGAAGAGGAUGAUAAAGAGAUGGAGGUAGAUCGACGCUUUGUACUCGAUAUACCUGGGAAGUAG